Cyphellophora europaea CBS 101466 is the source of this 1500-nucleotide messenger RNA. RefSeq lists its product as uncharacterized. Gene Ontology annotation, molecular function: UTP:glucose-1-phosphate uridylyltransferase activity. Gene Ontology annotation, biological process: glycogen metabolic process; UDP-alpha-D-glucose metabolic process. The transcript has 2 exons. Bases 1 to 1500 code for a protein of 499 amino acids. NCBI's taxonomy places the organism in Eukaryota, Fungi, Ascomycota, Eurotiomycetes, Chaetothyriales, Cyphellophoraceae. The record is from RefSeq and is a predicted model, not a curated record. Gene Ontology annotation, cellular component: cytoplasm.
AUGCAAGAGUAUCCGCUGACCAAAGUCGACACUCAGGCUUUCGAGAACACCUCGACCAAUGUCGCAGCUAGCCAGAUGCGCAAUGCCCUCAACAACCUUGCAGAGACCUGUCCCGACCCCGCCGAGAGAAAGAGAUUCGAGGCUGAGCAAGACAACUUCUUUGCCCUCUUCCGUCGCUACUUGAACGACAAGGCCAAGGGCAACACCAUCGACUGGAACAAGAUCAACCCUCCCGCACCUGAGCAGGUCGUCAACUACGACAAGCUUCCCAACACCGAUGCCGUCGACUUCCUCAACAAGCUGGCGGUUGUCAAGCUCAAUGGCGGUCUUGGUACAUCCAUGGGUUGCGUUGGACCAAAGUCGGUCAUUGAGGUUCGAGAGGGCAUGUCCUUCCUCGAUCUUUCAGUUCGUCAGAUUGAACACCUCAACCGCACCUACGAUGUCAACGUUCCCUUCGUCCUCAUGAACUCGUUCAAUACCGACGAUGAUACCGCUGCGAUCAUCAAGAAGUACGAAGGUCACAAUAUUGACAUCCUCACGUUCAACCAAUCCCGCUACCCGCGCAUUCUCAAGGACUCUCUCCUCCCUGCGCCCAAAUCAUACUCGUCCAAGAUCUCCGACUGGUAUCCUCCCGGCCACGGAGACGUUUUCGAGUCGCUCUACAACUCGGGUAUCCUCGACCAACUGCUCGAGCGUGGAGUCGAGAUCAUUUUCCUGUCCAACGCUGACAACCUUGGCGCUGUCGUCGACCUCCGAAUUCUCCAGCACAUGGUUGAGACCAAGGCCGAGUAUAUCAUGGAGUUGACCGACAAGACCAAGGCCGAUGUCAAGGGUGGCACCAUCAUCGACUACGAGGGCAAGGCUCGCCUGCUCGAAAUUGCUCAGGUUCCCAAGCAGUACGUAAAUGAGUUCAAGUCGAUCAAGAAGUUCAAGUACUUCAACACCAACAACAUCUGGAUGAACUUGCGUGCGGUCAAGCGCGUCGUCGAGGCCAACGAGCUUGAGAUGGAGAUCAUCCCCAACGAGAAGUCCAUUCCCGCCGACCAGAAGGGCGAGGCCGACCAGAGCAUCGUUCAGCUCGAGACUGCUGUCGGUGCUGCUAUCCGUCAUUUCAAGAACGCUCACGGUGUCAACGUUCCUCGGAGACGCUUCCUGCCCGUCAAGACUUGCUCUGACCUCAUGCUCGUCAAGUCCAACCUCUAUACCCUCAGCCAUGGCCAGCUUGUCAUGGAUCCCAACCGAUUCGGUCCCGCUCCUCUCAUCAAGCUUGGCGGUGAUUUCAAGAAGGUCGCUCAGUUCCAGAAGCGUAUCGGUAGCAUUCCCAACAUUGUUGAGCUGGACCACUUGACUGUUACUGGCGAUGUCAACUUUGGCCGUGGCAUUGUCCUAAAGGGCACUGUCAUCAUUGUCGCUACCGAGAACAGCACCAUCGAUAUUCCUCCUGGAUCCGUCCUCGAGAACGUUGUCGUCCAAGGCUCUCUCCGCAUUUUGGAGCACUAG